Tremella mesenterica DSM 1558 is the source of this 2172-nucleotide messenger RNA. RefSeq lists its product as uncharacterized. Lineage: Eukaryota; Fungi; Basidiomycota; Tremellomycetes; Tremellales; Tremellaceae. Bases 1 to 2172 code for a protein of 723 amino acids. The record is from RefSeq and is a predicted model, not a curated record. Gene Ontology annotation, cellular component: intracellular membrane-bounded organelle; cytoplasm; membrane. The transcript has 3 exons. Gene Ontology annotation, biological process: sphingosine biosynthetic process.
AUGUCAAAAUGGCAAAUCAUCAUCAACCCAGCUGCUGGCUCGGGUCAAGCUGUACAAUUUGUUGACGAACACGUCACACCUUCACUCGACGUUCUAGGGGAGAAAUAUGAAAUUCACCAUACUCAACAAGCGGGAGAUGGAUCCAGAAUAGCUUUAGACAUACAUAGAAGCAAUCACACUUUCAAAGAAUCAAUAACCACAGGAGCAAGCUCGGUUGGAGGAAGAGAAGAGAGUUAUGAUGAAGUGGAAGAGAGUGGGAGUUUCGAAAGGGGAAAUAAGACGGUCAGAAUUGUGAUCGUUGGUGGAGAUGGGACGACCCAUGAGGUUAUCGAAGGAUUAUGUUCUACUUUGACUAUGGAGGAAAUUGGAAGAUGGGAGAUUGUUGUCAUACCUUGUGGAACGGCAAACGCAUUAUUCCAUACUCUCUUCCCACCUACACAACCUUUCUCUCCACCACCUUUACUCGUUCCUUACCUCCAUGACAAACCAUUGGAAAUAACACACAAACUUUCUUCCCUACUCUCGGCUCUUUCUGGAAAUUCUAAACCUCGUAGAUUACCUCUAACACGAACAACACUUCUCCCACCUUCCCCGAUCGAUUUCCAACGAAAUUACCCAGAUUUCAUGAAUCCCUCAGGAUCAACUCCCCAAACAUCUUCCUUCCCAAUCACCCAUGAUACUUCCCUUACUAAUAGAAAACUGGGAGAUUCUUCCUCUACUCAAAGAAUACUCGGACAUUCCGAAUCAGGGGAAGACUUAGAAAACAAAGUGAAAACCCUUUACUCCCAUAUAGUCCUCUCCACAUCUCUCCACGCUUCCAUACUCGACACUUCUGAAUCUCUCCGCGUUAUCCAUCCAGGUAUCGAACGCUUCGGAAUCGCUGCUCAACAAAAUGCGGGGUUGUUUUUCGAUGCUGAUUUGAUCAUGUUUCCUCCUACCGGUGGGGAGGUCAAGCAAUAUGAGCCGAGGUUGGACAAAUUCGUCAUACCCUUUACUACGGAUGUCGAAUCUCCCUUACUUCUCACGCAACAAGCGGAAAGCUACAAGAAACGACGCAAUAACAUGUCAAAUUUGACAAUCGACAACGAGAAGGGAAACCAUAGUGAGGGGGAAGGAAACAAAGAGGGAGUGGUAUUAAAAGGUCCAUUCUCAUAUUUGUUAAGUUCUACAUUAGCAGAUAGGAUGGAAGAGAAAUUUAUGAUUUGUCCAACAUUACGAACUCAUCCACCUUCUUUUUUGACACUAUUUGCGUCUGGUCUGAACCAUCGAAAACCUCUCAUAUCCCAAGAGAAGAAUACCGAGUCGUCUAUGGAUCAUGAUAGAGGGAAAGAAGAUGAAGAAGAGGAGGAAGUACCAACGAUGGAUGUAGUGAUUUUACGUCCUUUUCGCGAUCCGGCCGUUCGAGCGAUACUUGAAACUUCCACCUUGUUUUCAAAUCAAGAUGAACAAAUUGGUCAGGACCCCGCUGAUAGACCGAGUCAAAAUUCAAAUCCACUCUCAAGUCAGAGUUCUGUUCAAUCUUCUCGAAACGAAGGUCAAACAGUUCUGCAAUUAAAGACAAAAGUUGGAAUAGAGGAUGAUGGUACGAAUACGAAUGAAAGGAAAGCCAAUGAACAAUGGGCAUUGAGAGCAUGGGAAAUAUUGAAAUUAGCAUAUUCAUCAGGAUCUCAUAUCUCACGUACUUAUUCAGGUCCUGGACCAAGUGUAGAAAAAGGAAAAGGAGAAGUGGUAGUAGAGGUGUUCAGGUGUGGAUCGUUCGAAUGGAUUCCGGGAGGUUUGAAAAAUGAUAAUACUUCAAUGUCGAUGACUCGGAAUGUCAUUGAAGGAUGUGGGACGGUGAAGGAGGUUAAUGUUGGACAAGUGAAAGAUGUUUUUGAAGGACAAGUUAAUGAUAAUCAUGGUGGACAUGUGAAUAAUAUAAAUGGUGGACAUGUGAAUAAUAUACAUGGUGGACAUGUGGAUAACGUUCAAGAAGGACAUGUAAAUGAAGUUGAUGAAGGACAAUCGAAGAAAGUUCAUGAUGAACGAAAAAAGAAAGAAAAUACAAAUAUGAAAACCAAAGAAGAUCUAAAUAAUUUAUUAUGUUCCGAUGGAUCAAUCCAUAGAAUACCUUUUGGUGGUAAAGCUAAAAUAGAAGUGAUAUCUUCUUAUGAUUUCUGGGUUUGGGGUUAG